Owenia fusiformis is the source of this 1011-nucleotide messenger RNA. NCBI's taxonomy places the organism in Eukaryota, Metazoa, Annelida, Polychaeta, Sabellida, Oweniidae. The record is from the annotation of a GenBank genome assembly.
CCUUGUGUGGAGUGUCGUCUGCUAACGAUUCCAGAACAUGAAUGAGAUGCCACGGGGGAGGUUCCCUUUGCUGCAGAAUCGUAUAUAAUCGAUAGCGAACUUUAAAUAAAGAGUGAAGCAUAAGAAAAUAGUCGGCAUUGAGAUAUCGGAAAGGCAAUUGGAAAUAUUCCUUAAAUAGACUGUUAUUCCACCCCUCACAUUAGUUAUAAUUACUAUAAAGUAUGGAUGCUUUAAUAGGAAAAUGGCAGCAAGUCGGAAGUGUUGAAAAUAUAGAUGGUCUUCUAGAUGCCGCAGAUGCCCCUCAGGAAAUACGCCACGUGGCCAAAAAUAUAAAAGGUGACGUUGAAUACUCAAAAAACGGCGACGCAUGGCAUUUUUGUGCACAGUUUGGGACAUUUAAAUCUGACAAAGAUUUCAAACUUAAUGAGGAAUUUGACCAUAUGGGAGUUGGAGGUAUCCCUGUUAAGUCCACUGUCCGAUUUGAAGAUGGUAGGUUCGUCGAGUCUCACGUUGCAGCCAGCAAGGGAUGGGUUGCAAAACACACUAAAACAAUAACAGGCGAUACAAUGACGAUAGAGAUGGAACUGAAGGGGGUUAAAGCAGUGCAGCACAUGAAGCGAGUUUAAGUCUAAGCUACAUUAACGAUAAGCGUCGCUCGAAUAGAAUCGUAUGUUUGAAUAAACGAUGAACGUACUUGUGAAUGAUGUUUGAACGAACGAUGAACGUACUUGUGAAUGAAAACCCUUUGAAUGAUAUUCUAUAUUUCUUUUUCAUUUUGCCAUAGCACAGACCUUGUGAUUGCAUCAGAAACCCGAACGUGAAACGCAUUCGUAGCACCUUGUAACAGUAAAAUCCAAAUUAUAACCUGUACGUGAAACACAGUGAGCUAAAUUUGAAUUGCGUAUCUGUUAUAUUAUUGAAUUUGGUUUGAUUGGUGGAUAAUUGAUGUGUGUAGAGCAUCACAGAUAGGCUUUUACAUGAGAAAUCAAUACAACUAACUCGGGGAUUUCU